Aethina tumida (small hive beetle) is the source of this 1960-nucleotide messenger RNA. Its product is annotated as ribonuclease H2 subunit B. Gene Ontology annotation, cellular component: nucleoplasm; ribonuclease H2 complex. NCBI's taxonomy places the organism in Eukaryota, Metazoa, Arthropoda, Insecta, Coleoptera, Nitidulidae. The transcript is spliced from 4 exons. The record is from RefSeq and is a predicted model, not a curated record. Bases 102 to 1049 code for a protein of 315 amino acids. Gene Ontology annotation, biological process: ribonucleotide metabolic process; RNA catabolic process.
UGGUGUAAAAUUUAACCGGGCGUCUGUGAUGGCUGAAGUCUCAUAAAAAUAAUCGUAAAUUAAGCGGUGCGGACGGUUUAUUUCGGCAAUAAGCGGACAAAAUGCCUCGCGUCAAGGCUGCCCCGAAAAAAUGCAUCAAGUCGAAUUUACAGCAGCCCGCCAAUUCGUGGGUGUUUGUGAUAAAAGGUGAGGCUUUGGAAUUGUCUGAGCAGUACACUGGCAGCGGGACUCCGGAUAUAGUGACACUGAGACAUCCUAAUACUGGAGAGUCGGCGGUUUUCCUGUUUUCAGCGGCUAAUAAUUCCGUUCAGGAAAUCCUCUCCUUCAAUGAGGGAAAACGUGGCUGGUUCAUAGAUGAUACGGUGAAAAACGAUGGCAAAAUGCACCUGUCUUCACCCAUAGACCCAAUAUUUUUAGUACUUCCAUAUUUAAAAAAAUAUUGUAGUAGCCAAGUCAUACCUUUAGACCAGUUGUUAAGGGAUGAAGAAUUUCCAGAAACAGAGAGACUGUUAAAAUCAAGCGGCCUCAAAUACUUAAACCUGAUUGCUGACAGAAAGGGUGAUGAAGAACUCAACGCCUUCAAGUACAAUGAAGAGAAGACCCUGUCCUGGCUCAAAAAGAAAACAGAAAAACUGGCGGAGAUCCUCAAAGCCAAGAACAUACAGGUGACAGGAGGCGGCGCAGUGUCCGCCACCUUCGUGAAAACCUCCAACCCGGACGCCGACGCGUACCUGAGGUACGCCCACGGCAUCGUCUCCGAGUACUUGAUGGAGGACCUCAGCCAGAAACUGCUCAAAUACUUAAACCUGCCGGAGGACACGUCACAAACGUCCCUUAAACGGAAAAGCGCUCAGCUGACGCCGCAGCAGCAGGACGCCAAGAAGCCCCGCAACGAGGAGGAGAACAAGAGCAGUUCGUCGAACGUGCUGGAUCUGAGCAAGCCGGAGCCGAAGACGCCCAAAGCGCCGGGACUUAGUGCGAAAGACAAGGCCAGGGCUAAGGCGGCGACCGGUUGCAAGACGAUAAGUUCGUUUUUCAAGAAGACCUAAAAGUACUUUCACAUUUCCCCGAUUCAUCCAUCAUCUAGGUCAAUUUUUAUCAUUUCCAAACUUCCAAAAAAACGUUCGAUUGUUCAUUUUUCAAAGUCAAUAUGAGUGAGGUUGGAUAGAUUUAUUUUGUUAACAAAACGAGAGCCGAUCGCCGUGAUUUUUCCGUCAAUGAAAACGCUUUAUGGCAAAAUGCGUAUUAGACAAAAUGUAUAUAAACGGCCUUUUUAGUGUAAUUUUCUCUAUUUGGCCUGGAGUUGAAUCUGAACAUCUCCAAAAGGCGAAAACUAUUUAAUACUGGGUUCUGUUGAUCUCAUGUAUGUCUAGUUUUGUUUAUUUUCUUUAUUGGUUUAUUUGUCGAAUUUUUGUUGUUGUUGUACGUUAAAAUUGUUGAUUUGCUGUGCAAAUUAAACACCAGAUAAUUGUUCGUUUACGAGAGAAUUUUAUACAAAAAACAUAGAGACUGUUCCUCUAUAUUAGUACUUCCUAAUGUGUUCUCACGGUUGUUUUAGUUAAAUAAAAUCCGAUAUUACGUUCAGUUUAAGAAAUUUCUCUAAAUUACUCUCAUAAACCUUCAAUUAAAACUUAAAAUUGCUCCAUUAAUUAAUACUCCAAGAGAAAUUUGUUCCUAUAAUGGUCAAAAUGAUGACUGAAUCUGACUAGAAGUAUUAGUAAAUGUUAAACUGAGUGUAUCAAGUAAAAAAUAAAAACGAAGCAAUGUUUACAUUAGACUAGAAUGAAGCGACAUUCAAAAUAAUGUUCAAUAAGUAGAAUACCAUGUAAAACAUUUUAUUUUUUUAUUAUGUAAUAUUUUCACUUAUAUAUUGUGACUUAGAUUAGGAUUUUUAUUGUUAAUAUUUUCGUCGUUAUGUGUAUGUGAUAUAUGUAUUCAAAAUAUACACUGAAAAUACAAA